CAACGGAAGUGACGUUAUUAAGUGACGGCCAAAGCGACACUCUCAAAAAGACCUCCCCAGCACCAACAUGUCCGGCCUUCUGAGAACCAUCGCCACCCGUCUCGCUCCCACUCUACGGGGGCAAGCCGUCAUCCAGCGGGCAAACAUCUACACAAAACCCGCCAAGGAGAACAUCGGCCCUAUGGAAACGGUGAUUGCCAUGACUAUGUUCUGCAUAGCCAUCCUGGGACCCUCUGGAUGGAUCUUGGCCCACCUGGAGGACUAUAAGAAGCACGAGUAAAGUGGACUUUAACAGUUGGCCAGUCUUCCGUGUCCUGAUGGAGCCUUCGCCACCCAAUAUGGGGCCCAGUUAGGGAUAUUUUCCCUCUGUUGUACACAUUUCUGUGCGUAUAUUGUGUGUACACGAUUAAAUUUUAAAACAAA
Entelurus aequoreus (snake pipefish) is the source of this 423-nucleotide messenger RNA. RefSeq names its product cytochrome c oxidase subunit 8A, mitochondrial. The transcript is spliced from 2 exons. NCBI's taxonomy places the organism in Eukaryota, Metazoa, Chordata, Actinopteri, Syngnathiformes, Syngnathidae. Bases 68 to 280 code for a protein of 70 amino acids. Gene Ontology annotation, biological process: mitochondrial electron transport, cytochrome c to oxygen. Gene Ontology annotation, cellular component: mitochondrion. The record is from RefSeq and is a predicted model, not a curated record.